CAUCGACCUCAAAAAGAAGAGAUAGAAUUUGACAUCAGUGGAAAAACAAACAGAGAUGAAGAACAUCCGUAAACAGCAGCAUGAAUCUAACAUUGGAGAAUUGAUGAAGUUUUUCAUUAAAGAAAUGAACUCAGACGCUGAACAUGAGAAGGUAUUUUUCCUUAAAUGGCUCCGAAUCCUCCUGUAUAAAUAUACUUCAGCUGACUUUUCAGAUCUACAUCAUAAAUAUGAUGAAAAUUGGUUAACAGUCUUAAAACUGAAAGAGAACACUGAUAAAUCUGAGCAACUCAAGGCUGAACAAACUGAACUCGAGAAAAAAACUGAGGAACUUCAAGCUGCACCCUUUGGUUUGGAGCACAUCAUGAGGGAGAUCGGUCAGAUCUAUGAAUCAUGUUCAUCUGUGAAGAAGAACAAGAAAGACCUGCAGUUUCACUUCUCUUCUCUCCCGAGUCUUGCAGCAGAGAUGAUGAUCUCUGGAUUUCCACUGGAGCUGAUGGAUGGAGAUGCUGCUCAUGUUCCUGUGGUCUGGAUCUCUGCUGUUCUAGAUGAACUCAUCCAGAAACUGGGAGACCAGAGAGUCUUUGUGCUGUCAGUUUUAGGGAUUCAGAGCUCUGGGAAAUCCACCAUGCUGAAUGCCAUGUUUGGACUCCAGUUUGCCGUCAGUGCUGGCAGGUGCACCAGAGGAGCUUUCAUGCAGCUGGUCAAAGUGUCAGACGAGAUGAAACCACAGAUGAACUUUGACUAUAUUCUGGUUGUUGAUACUGAGGGUCAUCAUGACAAUGAAUUGGCCACAUUUGUUGUUGGUCUUGGAAAUCUAACAUUGAUCAACAUUUAUGGAGAAAACCCACCUGAGAUGCAGGACAUUCUUCAGAUUGCUGUUCAGGCCUUCAUGAGGAUGAAGAAGGUCAGACUGAAUCCCAGCUGUGUGUUUGUGCAUCAGAAUGUUUCAGACGUCAGAGCUGGAGAGAAAAACAUGGAGGGAAGGAGACGACUGCAGGAGACACUGGAUAAGAUGACAAAACUUGCUGCUAAAGAUGAAGACUCUGAUGCAGAAUGUUUCAGUGAUGUCAUUAGAUUUGAUGUUCAGAAUGAUGUGAAGUAUUUUGCUCAGUUCUGGGAGGGAAACCCACCGAUGGCACCACCAAACCCAAACUACUGCGAGAACAUUCAAGAUCUGAAGGAAACUAUUAUGUCUCAUGCUACAAAUUCACAUGGAAUGAUGUUGACACACUUAAAAGUUUGUAUUAAAGAUCUCUGGGAGGCUUUACUGAAUGAACAAUUCAUCAUCAGCUUCAGAAAUUCUCUGGAGAUUUCAGCGUACAGGAAACUGGAGACUGAAUACAGCAAGUGGUCCUGGAGUCUUCGCAGUGCCAUGAUGGAAACUGAGAACAAGCUACACAACCAAAUAGAUAAUGAAGAAAUUCAUGAGGUUGAGGAAACUGAUCUUCAAAGAGAACUGAAGAAGACAAGUGAAGAAGUGAAAAACUCUAUGUCAGAUUUCUUUGAGAAAGACAGAGAUAAAAAUAUACUGAUUCAGUGGAAAACAUCAUUUGAAAUCAAAAUCAAUGAGCUUCAGGAAAACACUGUGAGAGAAACAAAGAGGAAAUUAAAUGAGAUUUUUCAGCAGCGAGACCUGAAGAAAAAGAUCGAUGCUCAGAGGACACAUCAUGAAAACACUCUCUAUGAAAAGAGCAAAGAACUUGCCUUAAAACUCAAACACAAAGCAAAUGAUGAAGUAACACUCAAGAAAGAGUUUGAUUUGCUUUGGAAACAGAGUGUGCAGAAGAUCAUCAGAGACACUCCUACAAUCAAAGAUACUGACAUAAUGAGAGAUGUGAGAAAGAUCCUCAGUGACGCCUAUGGAAGUGUUUCUGUCGACCACUGGAAGGUGAGCAGAGAUAUUUUCUCUGUGCUGGGUUAUUAUGAUUAUGUAAAGGUAAAGAGAUCCAGUGGAUUUUUGGCAAAAGCCAUCAGAUUGGAUAAAGAGAGACUUGGUUAUGAUCUCUCUAAAGAGAAUGAAGCUCAAAUAAGAUCAUUAGUCACAGAUGUUGCUCAGCAGACAGACACAAUGAUUCAGUCAUUUAACAUUUUAAAGAUGGGCUACAACAUCAGCUACAUUCAACAACUCACAAGUUACACCAAGACAAGAGUAACAGAACAUCAGGAAGGACCUGUGAAUUAUAUGUUCAAGAAAAAAUUCUUCAUGGAUUUAGUUCUCUCCAUCUUUAAGAGAGCAAACAAGAUGAUCACUGACCAACACAGACUGUUCAAGGAAGCCAAUGAUCCUGUUCUGUAUUUGGAGAGGAAGAGAGAAGAGUACUAUAAUAUCUUCCAGAAAUACUGUCAUGGAGCUGCAUCAGCUGCCAUUUUUGGUGGGAUCAUCUGUCAGAAACUUAAAGAGCCCAUUGAGCAGAGUGUCUACAAGAAAACUGCCAGAGAUCUGACAGAUGAAAUGAUGACAAACUGUGAAUCACUGAAUGGAAACAGAUUAAAUCUGGAGAAACACAUCCUGAAGACACUGGCAGAAGAGGAGGACUUUGACAAAUACAUGAACUACAUUCAUAAUCUCAGAGAUCACUUCAAGAGUUUCAUCAGAGAUGAAGUCAGUCGGUACAUCACUGAUAAGUUCAGUGUCAGUGUUUUACCCAAGAUGAAGAAGAACAUUGAACUCCUGCAGCAGAAGAUCAUGAAAGCAGCACAUGAAUCUACUGAACAUGUUCAAGUGAACACAGGAGAUGUUGGUUUGUGGUUGAAGAGUUUCACACAGCAGCUCUCAGAUGUGCUGAUCUUCUCUGAAAAAGACCUCAGUGGAGUGAAACAUGAUGAUGUUGAUGUGAAUCUCCUAGAAGAUGUGAUAAGACAAGAACUUACUGCAACAAUUUUUGACAUCAGCAGUAAAUUUAAGACUUUUCCAAUAAAUCUGGACUAUACGUUCAGGCCAGAUGAGCUUCUGAUUGAUCAUUUGUGUCAGUGCUGUUGGGUUCAGUGUCCGUUCUGUAGAGCCACCUGCACCAAUACUGUAGAAAACCAUGAUGGAGAUCACAGUGUUCCUUUCCACAGAGUGACUGGAAUUGAAGGAAUAUUUUACAGAGGAACAAGAACCCUGUCUGUUGAAAUCUGCACAUCAAUGGUAGCAAACAGAAAUCUUUAUUUUUAUCCCAAUGCCUCAGACGAUUUACUCCUCUGCACAGAAUACAGAAGAGCAGGAGGAGUUUAUGCAGACUGGAGUAUCACCCCUGACCUUUCUGAACUGCCCUACUGGAAGUGGUUUGUGUGCAACUUCCAGAAAGAUCUGGAAAAACACUACAAUAAAACAUUUGAGAAGAGGACGAUCCCAGAUGAAUGGAGAAAAUACUCAAAACAGGAAGCUAUUGGGAGUUUGGAUCAAUACAUCUCUGAUUCACCUGAAAACACAAAGAAGUGUUUAACAGGAAACAGAAUGCCAGAGGCAAUGACUGAAGAUUCUACAUCAAAUAACUCGGUAAAGGGAGAAAACAAGGACUUCAGAACAGCAGGAGUUGGUUCAGAUCAACACCUACAGCAGGAAAAUAUUGGAAGAAAAAAAAUACAGGAUUUAUUUCACAGACUUCAUCUUGAAGGCAGGCACCACAAUAAACUGAGAGCUGCAGAUGUUCUUCAGAUAACUGAGCAUUCAUUACAGUCCCAUGAGUCUUGUGCUGAAGAAGAGCUGAUUCAAACUUUCAUACAAAAACUACUGAUGAUGGACUACAGAGCAAGAUACAUUAAUGUCAAUAAGGACAGUGAACAGGAUCACACACAACAAAGACACAAUGAAUCAUCUGAAGAUAGUGGUGAUAUAUUCAAAGCAAUGUCUUUGUUAAACCAAAGAACAAGUCAGUCUGAGCAAAUCCACCCGAUGGAUGUUCAGAUGGCCGUGUUUCAUUGUGCUGAUGGUUUCCUGAAGCAGCUGAUGGUGACUAAACUGUCCCAGUGUCAGUACGCUCUGCCUCUGCUUGUUCCUGAUCCAUUCACACAACAGAUUGAGUUUCCUCUCUGGACAUUCAGACAAAUCAACAAGAGCUGGAAGAUCAGAAACACCAACAAUGAAAUCAUCAGUCAAACAUAUCCGGUCUACAAGGCAGAAACUCCAAUGGUGUCUUUCUUCAGGUUGGGCUCUGUGUCCUCAUCCAAGUCUGAGCUGAUGAACAGUCUGAUUAAUGAGAAACACAACACGUUCUUCCACAGGAACUGCCCAGGCAGCAGCAGAACCAGAGUCCUGAUGGAUAGAGUGGUGGAGAUCGCCUGGUUCUGCCCUUCUGGGAAACACACGGAUAAAUUCAAUGACUGUGUUGCGUUCUGUAAUCUACAUGGUGAUGCAGGAGACCAUGAGAAACAGCUGCAGAUCCUCACUGAAAUGGCUUCAGUCAAUGUUGUUGUUCUACCACAACUGGACAGGAAUGACAGACAUGCAGCAAUAAUGCAAAACCUCUACAAGGACAAAAAGCCACUCAUUUGUCUUUUUACGGAGGAUGAAACUACUGUAAAUGAGAUGAAGAGAGGGAAAUUCAAAUUCAGUUUGAAGGACAGAAAUCAGUCAGAUGUAUCUGAAGAACUCAGAAGAGCUAUAAAUGAGUGUCUCUCAGAAUCAUCUUCCACUUUCAGACUUGAAGAUGUGUCCAAACACUCAGAUAUCAGAGUAGAUGAGGAAAAUGAUGAAGACUGCAGGAGAGGAAGAGAAGCAGCACAGCAGAUGAUGAGUUUACUGGAGAAGAAAGAUCUGACAGAAAUCAAAGAAUCAUUUCUGCCUCAUCAGGGGAAACUGUGGCAUCAGUGGAGUCAGAAGAACAAAGAACUACAUCGACCUCAAAAAGAAGAGAUAGAAUUUGACAUCAGUGAAAAACAAACAGAGAUGAAGAACAUCCGUAAACAGCAGCAUGAAUCUAACAUCGGAGAAUUUAUGAAGUUAUUUAUUAUAGAAAUGAACUCCGCUGAUGAACAUGAGAAGAUAUUUUUCCUUAAAUGGCUUCGAAUCCUCCUGUAUAAAUAUACUUCAGCUGACCUUUCUGAUCUACAUCAUAAAUAUAAUGAAAACUGGUCAACAGUCUUAAAACUGAAAGAGAACACUGAUGAAUCUGAGCAACUCAAGGCUGAACAAACUGAACUCAAGAAAAUAUCUGAGGAACUUCAAGCUGCACCAUUUGGUUUGGAGCACAUCAUAAGGGAGAUCAGUCAGAUCUAUGAAUCAUGUUCAUCUGUGAAGAAGAACAAGAAAGACCUGCAGUUUCACUUCUCUUCUCUCCCGAGUCUUGCAGCAGAGAUGAUGAUCUCUGGAUUUCCACUGGAGCUGAUGGAUGGAGAUGCUGCUCAUGUUCCUCUGAUCUGGAUCUCUGCUGUUCUAGAUGAACUCAUCAAGAAACUGGGAGACCAGAGAGUCUUUGUGCUGUCAGUUUUAGGGCUUCAGAGCUCUGGGAAAUCCACCAUGCUGAAUGCCAUGUUUGGACUCCAGUUUGCCGUCAGUGCUGGCAGGUGCACCAGAGGAGCUUUCAUGCAGCUGGUCAAAGUGUCAGACGAGAUGAAACCACAGAUGAACUUUGACUAUAUUCUGGUUGUUGAUACUGAGGGUCAUCAUGACAAUGAACUGGCCACAUUUGUUGUUGGUCUUGGAAAUCUAACAUUGAUCAACAUUUAUGGAGAAAACCCAGCUGAGAUACAGGACAUUCUUCAGAUUGCUGUUCAGGCCUUCCUGAGGUUGAAGAAGGUCAGACUGAAUCCCAGCUGUGUGUUUGUGCAUCAGAAUGUUUCAGACGUCACAGCUGGAGAGAAAAACAUGGAGGGAAGGAAACAACUGCAGGAGACACUGGAUAAGAUGACAAAACUUGCUGCUAAAGAUGAAGACUCUGAUGCAGAAUGUUUCAGUGAUGUCAUUAGAUUUGAUGUUCAGAAUGAUGUGAAGUAUUUUGCUCAGUUCUGGGAGGGAAACCCACCGAUGGCACCACCAAACCCAAACUACUGCGAGAACAUUCAAGAUCUGAAGGAAACUAUUAUGUCUCAUGCUACAAAUUCACAUGGAAUGAUGUUGACACACUUACAAGUUUGUAUUAAAGAUCUCUGGGAGGCUUUACUGAAUGAACAAUUCGUCAUCAGCUUCAAAAAUUCUCUGGAGAUUUCAGCGUACAGGAAACUGGAGACUGAAUUCAGCAAGUGGUCCUGGAGUCUUUGCAGUGCCAUGAUGGAAACUGAGAACAAACUACACAACAAAAUAGAUAAUGAAGAAAUUCAUGAGGUUGAGGAAACUGAUCUUCAAAGAGAACUGAAGAAGACAAGUGAAGUGAAAAACUCUAUGUCAGAUUUCUUUGAGAAAGACAGAGAUAAAAAUAUACUGAUUCAGUGGAAAACAUCAUUUGAAAUCAAAAUCAAUGAGCUUCACAAAAACACUGUGAGAGAAACAAAGAGGAAAUUAAAUGAGAUUUUUCAACAGCGAAACCUGAAGAAAAAGAUUGAUGCUCUGAGGACACAUCAUGAAAACACUCUCUAUGAAAAGAGCAAAGAACUUGCCUUAAAACUCAAAGAUAAAGCAAAUGAUGAAAAAACACUGAAGAAAAAGUUUGAUUUGCUUUGGAAACAGAGUGUGAAGAAGAUCAUCAGAGACACUCCUACAAUCAAAGACAUUGACAUAAUGAGAGAUGUGAGAAAGAUCCUCAGUGACGCCUAUGGAAGUGUUUCUGUCGACCACUGGAAGGUGAGCAGAGAUAUUUUCUCUGUGCUGGGUUAUUACGAUUAUGUAAAGGUAAAGAGAUCCAGUGGAUUUUUGGCAAAAGCCAUCAGAUUGGAUAAAGAGAGACUUGGUUAUGAUCUCUCUAAAGAGAAUGAAGCUCAAAUAAGAUCAUUAGUCACAGAUGUUGCUCAGCAGACAGACACAAUGAUUCAGUCAUUUAACAUUUCAAAGAUGGGCUACAACAUCAGCUACAUUCAACAACUCACAAGUUACACCAAGACAAGAGUAACAGAACAUCAGGAAGGACCUGUGAAUUAUAUGUUCAAGAAAAAAUUCUUCAUGGAUUUAGUUCUCUCCAUCUUUAAGAGAGCAAACAAGAUGAUCACUGACCAACACAGACUGUUCAAGGAAGCCAAUGAUCCUGUUCUGUAUUUGGAGAGGAAGAGAGAAGAGUACUAUAAUAUCUUCCAGAAAUACUGUCAUGGAGCUGCAUCAGCUGCCAUUUUUGGUGGGAUCAUCUGUCAGAAACUUAAAGAGCCCAUUGAGCAGAGUGUCUACAAGAAAACUGCCAGAGAUCUGACAGAUGAAAUGAUGACAAACUGUGAAUCACUGAAUGGAAACAGAUUAAAUCUGGAGAAACACAUCCUGAAGACACUGGCAGAAGAGGAGGACUUUGACAAAUACAUGAACUACAUUCAUAAUCCCAGAGAUCACUUCAAGAGUUUCAUCAGAGAUGAAGUCAGUCGGUACAUCACUGAUAAGUUCAGUGUCAGUGUUUUACCCAAGAUGAAGGAGAACAUUGAACUCCUGCAGCAGAAGAUCAUGAAAGCAGCACAUGAAUCUACUGAACAUGUUCAAGUGAACAGAGGAGAUGUUGGUUUGUGGUUGAAGAGUUUCACACAGCAGCUCUCAGAUGUGCUGAUCUUCUCUGAAAAAGACCUCAGUGGAGUGAAACAUGAUGAUGUUGAUGUGAAUCUCCUAGAAGAUGUGAUAAGACAAGAACUUACUGCAACAAUUUUUGACAUCAGCAGUAAAUUUAAGACUUUUCCAAUAAAUCUGGACUAUACGUUCAGGCCAGAUGAGCUUCUGAUUGAUCAUUUGUGUCAGUGCUGUUGGGUUCAGUGUCCGUUCUGUAGAGCCAAGUGCACCAAUACUGUAGAAAACCAUGAUGGAGAUCACAGUGUUCCUUUCCACAGAGUGACUGGAAUUGAAGGAAUAUUUUACAGAGGAACAAGAACCCUGUCUGUUGAAAUCUGCACAUCAAUGGUAGCAAACAGAAAUCUUUAUUUUUAUCCCAAUGCCUCAGACGAUUUACUCCUCUGCACAGAAUACAGAAGAGCAGGAGGAGUUUAUGCAGACUGGAGUAUCACCCCUGACCUUUCUGAACUGCCCUACUGGAAGUGGUUUGUGUGCAACUUCCAGAAAGAUCUGGAAAAACACUACAAUAAAACAUUUGAGAAGAGGACGAUCCCAGAUGAAUGGAGAAAAUACUCAAAACAGGAAGCUAUUGGGAGUUUGGAUCAAUACAUCUCUGAUUCACCUGAAAACACAAAGAAGUGUUUAACAGGAAACAGAAUGCCAGAGGCAAUGACUGAAGAUUCUACAUCAAAUAACUCAGUAAAGGAAGAAAACCAGGACUUCAGAACAGCAGGAGUUGGUCCAGAUUCAUCUUGAAGGCAGGCACCACAAUAAACUGACAGCUACAGAUGUUCUUCAGAUAACUGAACAUUCAUUACAGUCCCAUGAGCCUUAUACUCAAGAGGAGCAGGUUCAGACUUUCAUACAAAAACUACUGAUGAUGGACUACAGAGCAAGAUACAUUAAUGUCAAUAAGGACAGUGAACAGGAUCACACACAACAAAGACACAAUGACUCAUCUGAAGAUAGUGGUGAUAUAUUCAAAGCAAUGUCUUUGUUAAACCAAAGAACAAGUCAGUCUGAGCAAAUCCACCCGAUGGAUGUUAAUGUACAGUAAAUGAGAUUAAGAGAGGGAAAUUCAAAUUCAGUUUUAAAGACAGAAAUUAGUCAGAAGUAUCUGAAGAACUCAGAAGAGCUAUAAAUGAUUGUCUCUCAGAAUCAUCUUCCACUUUCAGAUUUGAAGAUGUGUCCAAACACUCAGAUAUAAGAGUAGAUGAGGAAGAUGAUGAAGACUGCAGGAGAGGAAGAGAAGCAGCACAGCAGAUGAUGAGUUUACUGGAGAAGAAAGAUCUGACUGCUGAAAGAGAACACUGAUAAAUCUGAGCAACUCAAGGCUAAACAAACUGAACUCGAGAAAAAAAACUGAGGAACUUCAAGCUGCACCAUUUGGUUUGGAGCACAUCAUGAGGGAGAUCGGUCAGAUCUAUGAAUCAUGUUCAUCUGUGAAGAAGAACAAGAAAGAUCUGCAGGUUCACUUCUCUUCUCUCCCAAGGCUUGCAGCAGAGAUGAUGAUCUCUGGAUUUCCACUGGAGCUGAUGGAUGGAGAUGCUGCUCAUGUUCCUGUCGUCUGGAUCUCUGCUGUUCUAGAUGAACUCAUCAAGAAACUGGGAGACCAGAGAGUCUUUGUGCUGUCAGUUUUAGGGCUUCAGAGCUCUGGGAAAUCCACCAUGCUGAAUGCCAUGUUUGGACUCCAGUUUGCCGUCAGUGCUGGCAGGUGCACCAGAGGAGCUUUCAUGCAGCUGGUCAAAGUGUCAAACGAGAUGAAACCACAGAUGAACUUUGACUAUAUUCUGGUUGUUGAUACUGAGGGUCAUCAUGACAAUGAACUGGCCACAUUUGUUGGUGGUCUUGGAAAUCUGACCUUGAUCAACAUUUUUGGAGAAAACCCAUUUGAUGCAGGACAUUCUUCAGAUUGUUGGGUCUGUUUUUGAAAUUAUCUUUCGAUAUUCUGAUUAUAAAAUUAUAACUUCAGAUGUUUUUUCAGUUGUUCAGUUUUCAGAUGAAUAACAAAUUUAUAUUGUCCAAAAAAUCAAAUAAAGCAUCAUUUACA
This is a messenger RNA of Ctenopharyngodon idella (grass carp), 9644 nucleotides long. RefSeq names its product interferon-induced very large GTPase 1-like. The transcript is spliced from 5 exons. The record is from RefSeq and is a predicted model, not a curated record. The coding region runs from base 56 to 8350 and encodes 2764 amino acids. Lineage: Eukaryota; Metazoa; Chordata; Actinopteri; Cypriniformes; Xenocyprididae. Gene Ontology annotation, molecular function: GTP binding.